AUGGAUACGAUGACAGUGUUGAAUGAACUUCGGGCUCAGUUUCUGCGAGUAUGCCCGGAGAAAGAUCAGAUGAAAAGAAUAAUAAAACCAUACAUUCCUAUCGAUGAAUUCAAUACAGAGCAGUGGUUAGAUCCUUCUAUUCGUGAACUGUAUACAAACUCACACGGAGUAAGCCUUUUGCCUGAGCUAGAAUCUCCACCGAUAUCUAAGGAUUUCAUGGAGAACUAUGCUUCGUUAGGGAAAAUGAGGAUAAUGAGAGAGAAUGAAGGACAAAAAGGGAACACUAACCAGAACUUGAUACGAACAGAGAAGGCUGAGGAAAAUGAGGAAGAAAAACGGAAUCAGCAGGACAAAAGUGCUAAAAACACUCUGAUAGUAGAAGAUAACGGAACACUUCGCUAUAAUCCACUAAAUUCGCCUAUUUCGGAUUCUCUCUUAAUUGGUGAUGACCAUACUAGUGGAAAAAAUCAGAAGACGUCCUCAAAGGAAGAUUUGUAUUUAAAUAGCUCGAUAGAAUUACAAAAGAAAUCUAGCAAGAGAUCAUCCCUUCCUUUUGUAAGGAUAUUCAAAAGUCGAAGGGACCACUCGAACACUUCUGGAAAUAAGAAUACUAUCAGCACAGCUGCUACAAGAACAAAAACACCAAAUUUGCAUCCAACUGGUGCACGUCACAAUAAGAAAGGCAGUAAGUUUGAUAUGAAUUUUGACUUCGAUGAAAACUUAGAAGAGGAGGAUGACGAUGACGAUGACGACGAGGAAGGUGACGAUAUACAUUCACAAUUUUUUCAAUUAGAUAAUGAAUUUGAUGCGGAAAGUUCUGGAGCCAGUUCAUUCCAAAAAGGCUCCAAUGGCAUAUUAAAUAAUAAGAACAACACCUCCUACACAAAUAACAGAAAUAGCAUCAGUAUUCUCGAUGAUCGAGAAAGUUCAAAUGGAAAUUUGGGAAGCGUUACAAGGUUAAAACCACAUUUUCCAACAAGCCAAAAGGGAAAGAAUUUUCUAGUGGAGAGCAAAAACGAUGGACAAAAACCAGAUUCGUUGAACGUCAAUAAAAGUGUAAAUGGAGAGGGAGGCAGCACCGGCGGAAAUGCAUCUAUCGGUAGGGAUGGUUUAACGGAAACGGAAAGUAACAAUAUUUCUGAUAUGGAGUCAUACAUAAACGAGAAAGACUUAGAUGAUUUGAACUUUGAUACAGUGACCUCUAACAUCAACAAAACUGUUUCAGAUUUGGGAGGACAUGAAUCGGUGAUUGAUGGAACAGCAGACACAAACCGGGAUUCUAGCAGUCAUGUUAAUGAUGAUGAAUUUAGUGCUCAAAAUCACGAUCGAAUCACCCCUGGUUCAUCAUAUGGGAAGUCUCUUUUAGGGUCUGAAUACUCCGAAGAACACUACUUGAAUAAUGGAUCAUCGACUAUGGAAAGCGGUGAAAUGUCUAUUGAUUCAGACAUACAAACUAAUACUAUACCUUCUCAUUCCAUACCGAUGUCGAUGCAAAAAUACGGCAUUUAUCAUGGUGACGAUGACUCUACUUUGAACAACGUCUUUGAUAAGGCUGUACUAACUAUGAACUCAUCGCGGCACCCCAAGGAAAGGCGUGAUACUGCUAUAUCUGCAAAAGAGCCAACAUCCUUUGCCAGUUCUAAUAGAAAAUUGUCUGUUAGCUCGAAUUUAACAUCGACAAGAUCUCCCCUUUUUCGAGGACAUGGGAGAACUUCAUCAACAGUAAGUAGUGAACAUAUGAAAGUCCCGAAGUUCUCUGACGGUGUUUCACAUAGAGCAAGAAAAAGUACACUGUCAUUGAAGCAAGAUCAUACUCAAUCCAAUGUUUCCUCAAAUGCUCAUAAGAGCUCAAAAGAGGGGAACAUUCUUAUUGAGAAAAGUACUGAUUAUUUAGAGUUCAAACCUAAAACAUCGCAGUUGUCAAAUAUGUUCAACAAAAAGAAAAAAAUAACCAAUACUAAUUCUGUAGAUGUAUUGGAGUAUUUUUCCUUUGUAUGCGGUGAUAAAGUGCCAAAUUAUGAAUCAAUGGGUCUCGAAAUAUAUAUACAAGCUUCAAAGAAAUAUAAAAGACACUCAUUUACGACAAAAGUCCGAAAAUCUUCCACCAUCUUCGAAGUAAUUGGUUUUGCUUUGUUUCUGUAUUCCACUGAAAAAAAACCCAAUAGUUUUGAAGAAGAUGGAUUGACAGUGGAAGACAUCUCUAAUCCGAAUAAUUUCGCCUUGAAGAUUGUUGAUGAAGAUGGUGAACCAUUUGAGGAUAACUUUGGUAAACUUGAUAGAAAGAGCACUAUACAAUCAAUUUCGGACAGCGAAGUUGUGCUAUGUAAGGUCGAUAAUGCCGAGAAAACCCGAAAUGAAAAUGAAACACCUUUACCAUUUGAUAUUGGUGGUAGCCUAAUGGAUGCUUCGGCAAUUGAUGCUAACAGUAAUAACGAUACAACUGAAGGCACUAUCAAUCAACUGAGUUUCUACAAACCUAUAAUAGGUAAUGAAGACGACACAGAUAAGGCCAAUGGUUCAAAGAUCAUUGACGUAACAGUGUUUUUAUAUCCUAACGUGAAUCCCAAAUUUAAUUAUACCACCAUUAGCGUUUUAGUGACCUCACGCGUCAAUGACAUUUUGGUUAAAUAUUGUAAAAUGAAGAAUAUGGAUCCUAAUGAGUAUGCUUUGAAAGUACUGGGUAAGAACUAUAUACUAGAUUUGAAUGAUACAGUAUUAAGGCUCGAUGGAAUUAAUAAGGUGGAACUUAUCUCUAAAAAGGAUGCAAGAGAGCUGCAUUUGGAAAAGAUGAAGCCGGACCUAAAGAAGCCCGUUUUGCCAACGAUCCAAAGUAAUGAUUUAACUCCGUUGACUUUGGAACCUCUGAACUCAUAUCUGAAAGCGGAUGCUGGAGGAGCUGUUGCUGCCGUUCCUGAAAACGCAAAACUGACAUCUAAGGCUAAGAAGAUUUCCGCAAAGUAUAAGCUUAGUUUAGCAAAACAACACUCAUCCUCAAGUGUUGCUAGUGGGAAUGGUUCAAUUACUGGAGGCCUAGCAAAUGGAAAUGGGUUUUUCAAGAACAAGAAUUCAUCGAAAUCCUCUUUGCAUGGGACAUUACAGUUUCAUAAUUUAAACCGUUCACAGAGCACGAUGGAGCAUACCCCGGACACCCCCAGUGGGGUUGGUGAUAACUUUCAAGAUCUCUUCACCGGAGCUUAUCAUAAAUACAAAGUAUGGAGAAGGCAACAAAUGUCAUUCAUAAACAAGCAUGAAAGAACGCUGGCCAUUGACGGCGAUUACAUAUACAUCGUACCUCCAGAGGGACGUAUGCAUUGGCAUGAUAAUGUAAAGACCAAGUCACUACAUAUCAGCCAAGUGGUUCUUGUCAAAAAAUCUAAAAGAGUUCCAGAGCAUUUCAAAAUUUUCGUAAGAAGAGAGGGGCAAGACGACAUCAAAAGAUACUACUUCGAAGCGGUUUCGAAUCAAGAGUGUACUGAAAUUGUGACUCGGUUACAAAACUUGUUAAGUGCAUAUAGAAUGAACCACAAAUAA
Molecule: messenger RNA, 3531 nt
Organism: Saccharomyces mikatae IFO 1815
Lineage: Eukaryota; Fungi; Ascomycota; Saccharomycetes; Saccharomycetales; Saccharomycetaceae
Gene: AVO1
Product: Avo1p
Exons: 1
Coding region: 1-3531 (1176 amino acids)
Biological process (GO): TORC2 signaling
Cellular component (GO): cytoplasm; TORC2 complex; plasma membrane
Molecular function (GO): phosphatidylinositol-4,5-bisphosphate binding
Source: RefSeq, a predicted model, not a curated record